This is a messenger RNA of Plasmodium gallinaceum, 708 nucleotides long. Its product is annotated as trafficking protein particle complex subunit 6A, putative. Gene Ontology annotation, biological process: regulation of GTPase activity; endoplasmic reticulum to Golgi vesicle-mediated transport. Gene Ontology annotation, cellular component: TRAPP complex; cis-Golgi network; trans-Golgi network. The transcript has 2 exons. The record is from RefSeq and is a predicted model, not a curated record. Bases 1 to 708 code for a protein of 235 amino acids. NCBI's taxonomy places the organism in Eukaryota, Apicomplexa, Aconoidasida, Haemosporida, Plasmodiidae.
AUGUGUGAUGGAAAAAUAUCAAAAUCUAGCUUAUUACUUUUAAUUAAUGAAAUAAUUAAGACAAAUAUAGAACUACUGAAAAAUAAUGAGAUUGAAUUGAGCAGUUUAAGUAGUAAUGAUGUAGAAGAUAUAAAUGAAAAAAGACUAACAUAUGAAGAAGAAGAACAAGAACAAGAAGAACAAGAACAACAACAAGAUCAAGAAAAAGAAAAAGAAAAAAAAAAAAAAUAUAUAUACAAUAAUAUGUAUGAAGGAAAUGAUAAAAUAAAUAAUGUUAAAUAUUUAGAAAAUGACGAAAAAAAUUACAUAAAUAUUCUAUCUAGUAAACUGAAAGAUAUGGGGAAGAAUAUUGGUAUGAAAUUAGUAGAGAGAAUGUUAAUUCAUAAAAAUGAAUUUAAUGAUAUUAAAGAUAUCCUGAAAUUUAUUGGAAAAGAUAUAUGGUAUAUUUUAUUUAAUAAAAAUGCAGAUAAAUUGCAAACUUAUAAAAAAGGAGUUUAUGUCGUUACUGAUAAUGAUAUAAGUAUAUAUUUAAAGUAUUUAUUAAUUGAUAAUGGUACAAAUAAAAAAAAUAAUUUUAUUCAUUAUUUUUUAAUGAUAAUUAUUGGGAUUAUUAAAGGAAUACUUAAAAGAUUUAAAAUAAAAGGAUAUGUAACAUACGACCUAAAUUAUCCUCAUUGUUCUUUUCAAAUAAAUAUCAUUGAUGAUUAA